UUUAUAUCUAUGCUUCCUUUGCGGUUCUGACGAGAUUUCUCUGGCUCAACAUGUUCCUUCGGUUUUCACUGGCUUCUGUUCUUUCAGUUCAUAUAUAUUGUUGUUAUUUUCUUAUUCAGCUCCUGUCUUCUGUGUCUUUCUUUCUUGACUGCUCCCUUCUCCAUCAAAUGGAAACACCUUUGCUUGAAAUUCUAUAAUCGCUUGCUCACUCGACAAAAUGUUCCUGUUUUUGGAAAAUUUCAAAGAGAAUAAUCGCGAUAAAAUUUGGUACAAGAGAACCGUCGCAACCAUAGAUUAUAUCAUAAGUCAGUGGUUUUUUAUCGGUUUAGCUGUCUUUAUCGCUUUGGCUCAUUCUUUUCCUAAUUUUGCACGAAAUGGCGGUUUGAUACGAGCCGAAUAUUCUAUUGGUUAUGGUGCCGUUAUAGUCAUAUUUUUGCAAUCCGGUUUAUCAAUGAAAACCUCUAAAUUGUUGAUAAAUUUACUGGACUUCAGGUCCCACAUAAUCUUAUUAAUCCUACAGUUUCUAAUAACACCUUCCAUAGCCUUUGGUUUUGCUUCUCUAAUCAAAUCAACCAACAACUCUCAAAUAGAUAACUGGGUCUUGGUUGGCAUGGUCGUCACUGCAACAUGUCCAACCACUGUUGCAUCCAACGUUAUCAUGACUCAAAAAGCUGGUGGUAAUGAUGUCCUAUGUUUGUGUGAAGUCUUUAUAGGCAAUGUCUUGGGCACUUUUAUAUCUCCAGCUCUAGUUCAGAUGUUUUUCUCCACCAACAGCACUUGGAGUUUUGCUAAUCCCGCUAGUGAUAUCUCUGUCACAACGUUAUAUGGAAAUGUCAUGAAGCAGCUAGGUUUGUCUGUAUUUAUCCCCUUAUUUGUUGGCCAGGUUAUCCAAAAUUUAUUUCCUCUCCAAACAUUUAGAAUAAUCUCAAAAAUAAAACUAAACAAAAUCGGUUCCUUUUGUCUUUUAUUAAUUAUCUUCAGUUCUUUUUCUACUGCCUUUUACCAAAAGGCCUUUGACAAUAUUCCAACAGCUUCAAUCAUUUUCUUGGUUUUCUUUAAUAUCGGCUUGUAUCUAUUCAACACCCUCAUUACUCUACUACUCGUUAGAAACCCAUUCAUUGCCUUAUACUUGAAAAAGAGAAAUGCCCACUUUUUAAAUCUUAAAAAUAACAACAACAGCAUCGAUAACAUUGAUAAUACAAAUCAAAAAAUCCCCAUACCAACAUCUUAUAAAAUCUUAUCUUCUCUCUAUUAUAACAAAUAUGAUGCUAUUUGCAUGCUCUUUUGUGGCCCUGCUAAAACUGCUGCCUUGGGUGUCUCAUUAGUUACCUCCCAAUAUGGUAACGACUUUAUCUUCUUGGGUAAAUUAUUAGUGCCUUUGGUCUUAUAUCAAACCGAACAAAUUGUAACUGCUCAAGUUUUAAUUCCCUUUAUGAAAAGAUGGAUUAAUAAAGGUGAUCUUAUUGUUGAUAAUGUCAAUCUUCUUUUAAAUAAAAAUACCGAAAACAACAACAACAACAACAACAACAAUAAUAAUAAUAAUAACAAUAAUGAUAAUAACAAUAACAAUAACAAUAACAAUUACAAUAACAAUUACAAUAACAAUUACAAUAACAAUUACAAUAACAAUAGCUCAAAUGACUUACCUUCUAAUAAUAAAUAUGAUGAAGAGAAUCAAUUGAGUCGAAAUACUGAAAAUAAUCAACCAUCUCAAAUUGAAAAAUUAAAUGAUCAAAAUACUAUUGUUAAACAUAGAUUAAAUGAAUCUACCUCAUUAUCUUCAUAAUAACUUUUUUUUCUCCCUUUUUUUUCUCGUUUUUUCUUUUUCUCUUUCCUUUUUCUUCUCUGCUUUAAUUUUAAUUGAAUAUAUAAAAUGGACUAUUAUUCCAAAUUUAUCAUACACACUUUUUAUUUCAACUCAUUAUAUGUAAUAAUUAUUAAUUCUUGUUUUUUUUUGUUUUUUUCCUUCUGUACUUUAGCUCCUUAAUACUAACUUUGCUUUGAAAAUUC
This is a messenger RNA of Ascoidea rubescens DSM 1968, 2010 nucleotides long. RefSeq names its product Rch1p (gene RCH1). The transcript has a single exon. Gene Ontology annotation, cellular component: plasma membrane. NCBI's taxonomy places the organism in Eukaryota, Fungi, Ascomycota, Saccharomycetes, Ascoideales, Ascoideaceae. The record is from RefSeq and is a predicted model, not a curated record. The coding region runs from base 218 to 1786 and encodes 522 amino acids.